AUGACGACGAAUCGAGUUAUGACUUUGACGUGCAUCCAAUUACGUUAUCCACAUUCGCAACAUGGUGUACGAAGUUUUCUACAGAAACUUUUCCAUCCAACGAAAAUUUCAUUCGCCAAUCAAGAAAUUACGUCGACGAAUCAUGAAGCAUUGAAUAUGAAUUAUAUCAAUGAAACAGCUUAUCCAAUUGUCAGUCCAUUACCUGUCACACAAGGUCCAAUUCGUUUGUUCAUAUUGCGACAUGCCGAACGACUUGAUUGUUAUUACUCGUCACAAUGGGUACGACAAGCAUUUGACAAAGAUGACAAGUUCUGUCGAUUUUCACCGAUUCUACCAGAGACGAUUCCAUCGCGUACUUCGAUAUGUGAUUUUGUUGCUGAUCCGCCGCUUACUUUGCAAGGACUGAAAGAUGCUUAUCGGACGGGUAUCAUUUUACGAGAGAAGAAUAUCGAUAUUCAUUAUUGUUAUUCAUCGCCAUCAUUGCGAUGUAUUCAAACAGCAACAAAACUACUCGAAGGAUUACAUUCGAAUCAUAAAUUGAAAAUCAGGAUUGAACCUGGUCUAUUUGAAUACACAACAUGGUAUGCGAAUGAUGAGACUACGGAUAGUUUAGAAAUGCCUCGGUUCUUAACAAAAAAGGAACUUCUCGAAAACCAAUAUUCCAUAGAUAAGAAUUAUCACGAACAAAUGUCGAUUUCGGAAAUAUCUCGAUCAGAAACCGAAUCCGAUUAUUACGAACGAAGUCACCGAGUGACGACAGCAAUCUUGAAACAACACGAGAAUGAUUUAAUUACGCAGGUUCAACAAGGACAAACAUCUACACACGAUCACUUGCACGUUUUAUUCAUCGCUCAUGCUCCAACACUGGAAACAUGUACUCGAAAAUUAUGCGGUGGGAAAUUUCGUUCGGAUCGACUCAGUUCGAUUUCUCGUCAUAUUGAUUUUCUAUCGAUGACUGUCAUAGAGAAAAAAGAUAACAACUGUGAUCGAUGGAUGUUUCGACGAAGUUCGAUUUUCAAAGAAAAUACUUAA
Molecule: messenger RNA, 1032 nt
Organism: Adineta ricciae
Lineage: Eukaryota; Metazoa; Rotifera; Eurotatoria; Adinetida; Adinetidae
Source: the annotation of a GenBank genome assembly